AUACAUUGAUUUUACUUCGACGGACAACUAUUUCUUUUGCAAAAAAUGGGUGAUAAGGAGAAACUUAUCUCCGAUGAAUCGCUUGAAGCUACUAGAAAUGUCACCAAAAAGGAAACCUUCAUAAAGCUGCCAUGGUACUUUGCCGGUGGUUUCCUCGUGUUCUGGGCACUCCUCUUUUUCGCCAUAGUAAUUCCAUUUUUCUAUCGGUUACCCACGCCCCUGACAAUGGAAGACGCUAAUAAGAGUGUUUUUAUUACGGAGCGUGCCUACAAUAAUCUUUAUACACUUGCCAAUAUUGGUAACAAAUUGACGGGCAGUGAGGAAAACGAAGUUCAAGCAGUUAAUUUUAUUCUAAAUGAACUGGAGAGCAUCAAAAGUGUCUUAUUGACGGACUAUUUCGAUUUUGAGUACGAAGUAUCGCAAGCCUCUGGAGGAUUUGCCUACAGCACAAUGCUAAACACUUAUCAAGGAGUUCAGAAUAUUGUCGCGAAGAUAUCGCCGAAGAACAGCACAAGCGUUACCUAUCUUCUUAUCAAUAGUCAUUUUGAUUCCAAGCCAUAUACGAACUCGGCUGGUGACGCUGGAUUUAUGAUUGUCGUAAUGUUGGAAGUAUUGCGAGUCAUUGCAACAACCAAGCAAACUAUUGAGCAUCCAAUUGUGUUUUUAUUCAAUGGAGCUGAGGAAGGAAUGAUGCAGGCUUCUCAUGGUUUCGUAACACAACAUAGAUGGGCACCGCUUUGCAAGACCGUUAUUAAUCUCGAUGCUGGUGGCAGUGGAGGACGGGAUAUUCUUUUCCAAACUGGUCCCAACCACCCAUGGCUUGUAAAUCAUUAUAAGGAAUCGAUAAAGUAUCCGUUCGCUACAACCAUGGCUGAGGAAAUUUUUCAAUCGGGAAUUAUGCCGUCGGACACUGAUUUCCGUCAGUUUAAUUUAUUUGGAAAUAUUCCAGGUUUGGACAUGGCACAGUGCAUUAAUGGUUAUGUCUAUCAUACCAAAUACGAUCUGAUCGAUGUGAUUCCUCGUGGCGCGUUCCAAAACACCGGAGACAAUAUUCUUAGCUUGGUUCGAAAUUUGGCAAAUGCCACUGAAUUGUAUGAUAUAGAAGCUUACAAGACUGGACAUGCUAUAUUCUUUGAUUUUCUGGGAAUUUACUUCUUCCAUUAUUCCGAGGCGACUGGAAUUUAUUUAAACUACGGAGUUGCUGGAGCCACAAUCAUUCUGAUUUUUGUUUCGAUCUGGCGAAUGUCAUCUGUUUCCAAAGUCUCCAUUUGCCAUGUGAUUCGUUGGUUUAUCCUCGUUUUUGUUAUUCAGAUUAUUUCCUUCGUGCUUGCACUAGCCCUUCCCAGUGUGAUCGCUUACGUUAUGGAUUCCUCUGGAUUAGCAAUGACUUACUACAGCACCCCACUCUUAGUAGUCGGAUUAUAUGUGUGUCCCUCACUUGUUGGCCUCAGUGUACCCAUAACUAUUUACUACAGUCUUCAGCGUAACGAUAAACUCCCCAAUCCUUACCACCUGCAGUUGGCAUUGCACAGUCAAUCCAUCCUCCUUGCUGUUCUUGCAGCUGGUGUUACUUAUCUGGGCUACCGGUCUGCAUAUAUCUUCGUUAUUCCUCUUGUCUUCUACGUGGCUUCAUUGACCCUAAAUCUACUGACUACUCUGCACGAUCGGGGCUAUUCCUGGUCAGGCCUGCUGAAGGCAAGCCAAAUUGCUCCUUUCCUGUACAGCAGCUAUGUCAUCUAUAUAUUUAUUGUGGUCCUCACACCUAUGGGUGGUCGUGCGGGUAAUAUCAGCAUCCGAGACUUGUAUAUUGCUGUCUUGGCUGCCGUAGGAACUAUUCUCUGUUUUGGUUUCUUGGUACCGCUUAUCAACUCAUUCCGACGACCAAGCUUUGUAAUAUUCGGCCUAUUGGCAGCCUUUGCUAUAUCUUUAUACUUGGCCUCUAGCACACAAUUAGGAUUUCCCUAUCGACCAAAGACCAGUGGCCAGCGCGUUCAAUACCUGCAAGUGCGCAAUAUGUUUUACGAGUUCGAUGGCACUCUGAGUAAAGAUGAGUCAGGAUAUUUGUUUAGCUACCAAGAUCGACGCGGAGCAUCUCCCUUCAAAGGCACCAAAGUCAACCUAACUGGUCUGGUUGGCAUUGCUGAUAGAUGCGAGACACACAUGAUGUGUGGAAUGCCGUUGUAUGACUACCGAUUUUAUCAGAAUCGUUUAACCCUCCAAUGGCUUCCUCGUUCCGAGCCCAUUGUCCCACCAAGCGACUUCCAUUUUGAGCUUUUGAAUAAGACCUCCGUCAACUCUACAACUAUGCGAUACUUUUUUUCGACGCGGGGUUCUAACCACAUGAGUUUAUUCUUCCAAACCUACGAAGAUGUUAAACUCACUGGUUGGUCAUUCUUGGAGAGUUAUCUUACGACCACACAGCCAUAUCACGUCUAUCUUACGCACGGUAUUGAUGCCAGGCCAUUUAACUUUACUGUGGAUAUUUGGAAAUCGGAUGGAGACUUCGACGUACCCGCAUUCCAACUAGGAUGUUCAGAUCAUAGGGUUCAAGACCCUGGUGAUGCCGAAGCUGUGAAAUUUGCAUCAACAUUCCCAUCGUUUUCAAUCCUAGCCCAAUGGCCGGUAUUAUACAAACGAUACAUUUUUUAG
Drosophila sulfurigaster albostrigata is the source of this 2649-nucleotide messenger RNA. RefSeq names its product endoplasmic reticulum metallopeptidase 1-like. Lineage: Eukaryota; Metazoa; Arthropoda; Insecta; Diptera; Drosophilidae. Gene Ontology annotation, biological process: proteolysis. The record is from RefSeq and is a predicted model, not a curated record. Gene Ontology annotation, molecular function: metalloexopeptidase activity.